Messenger RNA from Prunus armeniaca (apricot), 2637 nucleotides. NCBI's taxonomy places the organism in Eukaryota, Viridiplantae, Streptophyta, Magnoliopsida, Rosales, Rosaceae. The record is from the annotation of a GenBank genome assembly.
AUGGGUGAUAACUCCAUUGUUGGUGCUGUUGCUAUUGCCUCUACAAAUUUGUGUGUCUCUGAUUCUAUUCCAGGUACUGGCUCCAAUACUUGGAUAAUUGACAAUGGUGCUUCUGAUCAUAUGACUUAUGAUGCUAAAUUUUUUGAUGAGUUGUCUAGUAACACCCGUGACCCAUACAUAACUAGUGCUAAUGUCUUGCCCUCUCCAAUUACUGGUGAGGGCACAAUCUCUCUCAUUCCUACUCUGUCAUUAUUUCGUGCGUUAUUAGUUCCCAAUAUCCAUUGUAACUUGUUAUCUGUUGGUCAAUUACUUGAUACACUUAAUUCUUCUGCUACUUUCUAUCCUACGCAUUGCUCUUUUCAGGAUCUCAAGACUCACGAGACGAUUGGGCAUGUUGCAGUAUCAAAGACAAACAACAAAUUUGGUUAUGGCAUCGUCGCUUGGGACACCCAUCAUUUGGCUACCUUAAGCGUCUGUUUCCAUGUUUAUUCCGCUAUUGUGAUGAAUCAAGUUUUAAUGCAUUAUGAUGUGUGGGGUCCGGCUCGCAUUACUUCAAACGGAUUUCGUUCGUUCGUCACAUUUAUUGAUGAUUGCACCCGACUCACUUGGGUCAAAGUAUUCCGGACUGAUAACGGAGGCGAAUAUGUGAAUAACACUUUAACAUCUUUCUUCCGUGCUCAAGGUAUUAUUCACCAAACGACAACCCGAUUUACUCCUCAGCAAAAUGGUUUGUCUGAACGCAAGAAUCGUCAGUUACUUGAAGUUGCCCUCCCCCUUAUGUUGGACAUGUCUGUUCCCCAUCAUCUUUGGGGGUAUGCUGUUUUAUCUGCUGCCUAUUUGAUUAAUCGUACUCCUAGCCGGGUUCUUGAUUUCAAGACUCCACAUGAUGUGUUUGGUGACCAUGUUUCCCUUGUCUCAGUCUCCAAGUUGCCCCCUAAAGUCCCCCUUAUGUUGGACAUGUCUGUUCCCCAUCAUCUUUGGGGGUAUGCUGUUUUAUCUGCUGCCUAUUUGAUUAAUCGUACUCCUAGCCGGGUUCUUGAUUUCAAGACUCCACAUGAUGUGUUUGGUGACCAUGUUUCCCUUGUCUCAGUCUCCAAGUUGCCCCCUAAAGUCUUUGGAUGUGUUGCCUAUGUUCAUGUCUACUUUCAUCAACGGAGUAAACUUGAUCCUUGUGCUCUGCGAUAUGUUUUUUUUGGUUACUCGUCUACUCAGAAAGGUUAUAAGUGCUAUCAUCCACCUACCCAGAAGUGCCCUAUUAUGUAUCUCCCUCCUCUCCAAUUCAGGGGGAGUGAAUUGGAGAGUCUUGGAUUGGAGAAUGAUGUGUUUGAAGAUGCUGCUCUUGGGAAGGAAAUGACCUGUCGCACUGAAGCAAGUGACCGGUCACCCAUAUCUGAAGAUGAAACUUGUGGUCCCUAUGAAGAAACUACUGAUCGCCCUUUGGAACUCGAUCAGUCGCCCAUAUCUGGAGAUGAAGCAGGUGCUCUCGGUGUCACUGAAGCAAGUGACCAGUUGCCUGUAUCUGAAAAUAAUGACAGUGAUUCUUAUAUGGAUGAGUUCGAUUUACCCCCACGAACCACUCGUGGGAAACCUAAAGUACAAUAUUCUCCUGAUAUACAUGCCAAGUCUAAAUGGGUGUUUACUUUGAAGCAUAAAGCUGAUGGUUCCAUUGACCGUCACAAGGCUAGAUUGGUAGCAAAUGGUUAUACUCAGACCUAUGGAGUUGAUUAUUUAGAGACCUUUGCUCAAGUGGCAAAGCUCAAUACUGUGCGUGUACUAUUGUCCUUAGUUGCUAACCGCGACUGGCCCUUAUUACAAUUCGAUGUCAAAAAUGUAUUUCUACAUGGUGACCUCAAAGAGGAGAUUUACAUGGAUCUCUCUCUUGGUAUUCCUAUAACCUCUAAGGAGGGUGUUGUGUGUAAGCUGCGGAAGUCUUUAUAUGGAUUGAAGCAGUCCCCAAGAGCGUGGUUUAAGAGAUUUGCAGCAUCUAUGAAGAAAUUUGGGUAUGUACAGAGUAACUCAGACCAUACUUUGUUUCUAAAGCGUCAUAAAGGUAAAUUGAUAGCUUUAAUUAUUUAUGUUGAUGGUAUGAUUGUAACUGGAGAUGAUCAGGCAGAAAUGCAAAAUCUUCAGAAGUAUCUGGCUUCCGAGUUUGAGAUGAAGUCAUUGGGUGAUUUGAAGUACUUUCAUGGGAUUGAAGUUGCUAGAUCUAAACAUGUGAGUGUAGUGAGUCAGUUUAUGCAUUCUCCUAAUGAAGAUCAUAUGGGUGCUGUGAUGCGCAUCUUGAGAUCUAGUGCUGAGGCCGAGUACCGUGGGAUGGCUCAAGGUGUGUGUGAGUUACUAUGGUUGAGAAGAUUGUUGAGAGAUCUUGGGUUUGGACCCCAGAAACCCAUGGAUCUGUAUUGUGAUAAUAAAGCUGCAAUUGCAAUUGCGCAUAACCCUGUGCAACAUGAUCUUACAAAGCACGUGGAGGUUGAUCGACAUUUUGUUAAAGAGAAGUUAGAUGCUGAAAUUAUUUCUUUUCCGUUUAUAUCAUCCGAGUACCAACUGGCAGAUGUUCUUACGAAAGCUGUGUUUACUACGGUCUUUCUCAACUCGCUUGACAAGUUGGGCAUGCGUGACAUCUUUGCCCCAACUUGA